UAAUAAUUUAUAUAAACCAGUAAUUGGUAUCAAAGCUCUUAGAGAUGGAAGAAGUAGAGCUCUGCUUCCCACAGCUGCUCAACACCUCCUGCAGGAAACCAAAGCAUUCUUCCUCUCAUAUAUUGCUUCUUUCUGUUUUCCUAUCUGUUGUUUCUCUUCUGACUGUGAGUCUUAACAUGCUGGUAAUCAUUGCAAUUCUGCACUUCAGACAGCUUCACACCUCCACAAACAUGAUUCUUCUCUCUCUGGCUUUCUCAGAUUUCUUCGUGGGUUUUCUCUUCUUGUUUCAACUUCUGAUGGUAGACGGCUGCUGGUAUCUUGGCAACCUCAUGUGUGCUCUGUUUCUUACUUUAGAUUUAAUUCUUGUCUCUGCCUCAGUAGGAAAUAUGGUGCUUAUUUCCAUUGACCGUUAUGUAGCCAUAUGUGAUCCUCUGCAUUAUCCCACUAAGGUCACUCUGAAAAGAGCUAGAGUCUCAGUUUCACUCUGUUGGACUUGUUCUCUAAUUUAUUCCACUGUGAUGUUGAGGGAGAACUUAGAUAAUUUGGACAAAUUUAGUUCCUGUGCUGGAGAAUGUACAGCUGACUUUGGCAUCACAGGGUUUAUUAUCGAUCUUUUUUUAACAUUCCUUAUUCCCAUUACUGUCAUAUUAGUACUUUAUGCUAUAGUCUUUGUGGUGGCUGUUUCUCAGAUUCAGAUCAUGCGCUCUCAAGUUUCAGUCCUCACAAGUAGGUAUUCAGUAAAAGCAAUUCCCAAGAAAUCUGAAAUAAAAGCAGCCAGGACUCUUGGGCUUGUGAUAAUUGUGUUUAUGUCAUGCCUUUGCCCUUAUUUCUGCAUCUCCCUAUUGAGUUUAGACAGCUUGCUCCAUACUUUGACAGGUGUUUAUGUUAUAUCAUUGUUUUACUUCAAUUCCUGUCUUAACCCACUAAUCUAUGCAUUAUUCUACCCUUGGUUUAGAAAGUCUAUCAAAAUUAUUGUUACACUUGAAAUAUUCAAGUCAGGUUCCUCUAAUGUAAACUUACUGCAUCCCUGAACACUAUACUGUACAGUGUCCAGCAAGUCUGUAAACAAUAAUUUUCCUAAUGUCAAAAACUCAACCUCCAUGUGUUUUAGUUAGAUUUUAUGUGUUGGACAAAUAAAUAAUAAAGCAGAAUUUUGAAGGAGAAGGGAAAAAAUACACAGUUUUGAUCAAAGAAAUACUUUACAUUACACCAACACUCAGGGGCCAGUUUAAAUGGUGAAAAAGAGAAAGGAUUCUAAAGGCCUAUGAUUAACAGGGGUCCAGUAAGGACCCUGAUAGAAUUACAAUAGUUACAAAAUAUUAUGACAAUUAGUAAAUACAGUUAUAAUCACCAACUGUUUUAUGUUUCAGUAAAACCAUGUUUAUUUGUCUUUAAAACAUUUCUCAAUAGCCUGUGACACACAUGCACAACCACACAUGCUCGUUCUGCAAUCGUAGUGAGGACCAUGUGUUGACUCCCAUUGACUUUCAUUCAUUUUUAGUAAUUUCUCAACCCUUUCUCUGCCCUAACCUAAAAACUAACCCUAAACCUAACCAUUACCAAUGCAUCCAAUGAAGCCUCUGGCAAGCCUUCAAGAACGGCGAUUGAAGAAGGGGACAGCAAGAUGCUGCAGUCGAGGAACCAAAGAAAGGAAUUAACAUUAGCUCCAACAAGAGAAAGAGGCAAAGAUUUGUCAGUAU
Molecule: messenger RNA, 1700 nt
Organism: Cyprinodon tularosa
Lineage: Eukaryota; Metazoa; Chordata; Actinopteri; Cyprinodontiformes; Cyprinodontidae
Product: trace amine-associated receptor 13c-like
Exons: 2
Coding region: 45-1031 (328 amino acids)
Biological process (GO): G protein-coupled receptor signaling pathway; cell surface receptor signaling pathway
Cellular component (GO): membrane
Molecular function (GO): trace-amine receptor activity
Source: RefSeq, a predicted model, not a curated record